CGCACAACAAACCACUGAAAUGCUGCAGAGUUGAUGUGAACCAACUGAGAGAUGAGAAAAUAAAGCAAUCAUACAGCGCUGCUCUAAUGAAACAAAUGAAAGAUAUAGAGCCAACAUGUAGUCUGGAAGAACAUGCCAAAAAAAUAGAACAGGCAAUCAAAAUUACAAUAGAGGCAACUGUACCUGCAAAAAGAACAACAAAAAAAACAUGGAUUUCUGAAGAGACACUAAAACUAGCUGACGAAAAACGCAGACUAAAAUAACUAAAAAACGUUUCCCUAGAAUAUACACAACAAUAUAAAGGCCUAUGUAGGAAAGUUAAGAGAUCAGCAAGACAGGACAAAGAACAUUGGAUACAAGACCAAUGCGAGCAAGCUGAAAAAGGUCUGAAUAUUGGAAAUACAAGAAAAGCAUAUGGCCUCAUAAAAAUGUUAAGAAAAGAAUUUGUACCUCGAUUAAAUGUCAUACGAAAUCAAGAGGGAACAAUGUUACAGACAAAUGAUGACAUCAAACGAAGGUGGACACAGUAUUGCAGCAGUCUGUAUAAAGAUCCUGGAGGCGGAGACGGGAUGGUAAAAGAACUUGAAGACAUUUCACCUCCCGAAAACGAAGAUCCUCAUGAUAUCUUGUACUCAGAGGUACAAGCAGCGAUAAAUUCAUUGAAAAGAAAUAAAAGUCCAGGAUCAGACGGCGUAACAGCGGAAAUGCUACAAGCUGGGGGCGAACCGCUAUCACGACAAAUCCACAAACUCUGUAACAAAGCAUGGAAUGAAGGUACGAUUCCAGAAGAAUGGGGCAAAUCUAUAUUGGUACUGUUAGCUCUUGUUUUGGGGAUUAUGUAG
This is a messenger RNA of Rotaria socialis, 842 nucleotides long. NCBI's taxonomy places the organism in Eukaryota, Metazoa, Rotifera, Eurotatoria, Philodinida, Philodinidae. The record is from the annotation of a GenBank genome assembly.